AUGCAGAACGGUGACAUAAUUUUUACCAGCGUUUGCCACAUCUUCCCCUCUAGGCCGCGCGAUGGGUGCCUGUCGUCGCUGCUGCCGGUGCGCGGUCUGGACCUCUCCCGGCUGGUGGUGUUUCUGGACGGCGACUUCCUGGAGGUGCGGCAACUGUUGAUGCUGCUCGGGAUCCGGCUGCACCGGCACGUGGUCGAGCCGAUCGGCCUCGCUUCCCGCGCCGUCGGCACGCGCAUCGGCUUCAACUACAGAUAUACAAUAGAGCAAGCAUUCAACAUGUUCCCGGAUGCUGAAAAACUUGUCCUCUUGGAAGAAGAUCUGGAGGUGGCACCAGAUUUUCUCAGCUACUUCCAACAAACGCACCAUCUACUUGACAAGGACGUCAGCUUGUACUGCAUAUCCGCCUGGAAUGAUCAUGGGUACCAGCACACGGUGGGAGAUCCAGCCAUGCUAUACCGGAUUGGUACUCUACCCGGACUAGGAUGGAUGCUGAAGCGAAGCUUUUUCUUCAAUGAAGUCAUUCCGAUAUGGCCUGAAGACUGGGAGACGUUCGACUGGGACGUCUUGCUGAGGCUGGGCAGUAUCCGGAGAGGGCGCGACUGCAUCAUUCCUGACGUGUCGAGGACCUACCACUUCGGCUUCGUGGGAAACCACGUCAAUUCCGGCAUGCAGUUCGCGUUUUUCUACGACCACGCUCUGAACACGAUUCCGGACGUGAAGCUCAAAGACGUUGACAGGAUGGUCUUCCAUGAAUACGAGAAGCUACUGCACGAGCUGGUAACCACCGGCACCAAACUGGAUGGCGACGCUCACACCAACUCAACCUCCUGCAAGCGCAUCAUCCCUUCCGAUACGAAGGUGAUCACGCUGUGA
Molecule: messenger RNA, 873 nt
Organism: Pollicipes pollicipes
Lineage: Eukaryota; Metazoa; Arthropoda; Thecostraca; Pollicipedomorpha; Pollicipedidae
Product: protein O-linked-mannose beta-1,2-N-acetylglucosaminyltransferase 1-like
Exons: 8
Coding region: 1-873 (290 amino acids)
Biological process (GO): protein O-linked glycosylation via N-acetylgalactosamine
Cellular component (GO): Golgi membrane
Molecular function (GO): beta-1,3-galactosyl-O-glycosyl-glycoprotein beta-1,3-N-acetylglucosaminyltransferase activity
Source: RefSeq, a predicted model, not a curated record